GCUGCGGCCCGGGCUGUGCGGGCGCGGAGCGCCAUGCGGCAGGGCGCGCUGCUGGCGGUUGCGCUGGUAGCUUACGCCGCGUAUUUGGCGCUGGGCGCGCUGCUCUUGGCGCAGUUGGAGCGGCCGCAUGAGGCCCGGUUGCGGGCUGAGCUGGGGUCGCUGCGGGAGCAGCUGCUGCAGCGCAGCCCGUGCGUGAAGCCCCAGGCGCUGGACGCCUUCGUAGAGCGGAUGCUGGAAGCCGGGCGGCUGGGGCGCUCCGUACUCGCCAACGCCUCGGGGGCCGCCAACGCCUCGGACCCGGCCUGGGACUUCGCCUCGGCGCUCUUCUUCGCCAGCACUCUGGUCACCACAGUGGGUUAUGGCUACACCACGCCACUGACUGAUGCGGGCAAGGCCUUCUCCAUCGCCUUUGCGCUCCUGGGCGUGCCAACCACCAUGCUGCUGCUGACCGCCUCGGCCCAGCGACUGGCGCUGCUGCUGACGCAUGCCCCCCUGUCUUGGCUGAGUUUGCGUUGGGGCUGGGACCCCCGGCGGGCAGCCCGAUGGCACCUGGUGGUCCUGCUGGUGGUCAUAACGACCAUCUGCUUCCUGGUGCCGGCUGCGGUCUUCGCAUACCUGGAGGAGGCCUGGAGCUUCCUGGAUGCUUUCUACUUCUGCUUCAUCUCUCUAUCCACCAUCGGCCUGGGAGACUAUGUGCCUGGGGAGGCCCCGGGCCAGCCCUACCGGGCGCUCUACAAGCUGCUGGUCACAGUGUACCUUUUCCUGGGCCUGGUCGCCAUGGUGCUCGUGCUACAGACCUUCCACCACGUGUCCAACCUCCACGGCCUCACAGAGCUCAUCCUGCUGCGCAGCCCAUGCCCUGCCAGCCUCCGCGAGGAGGAGGAGGACCAGGUGGACAUUCUGGACCCCCAGCCAGACCUGCACCAGCAGCUGUCUGUCAGCUCCCACACUGACUAUGCCUCCAUCCCCAGGUAGCCCGGCAAGUGCUGCAAUGCAGCAGGACCCAGGAAUAGAGCUGACCAGACACAAAUGUCCACACCUCUAUGGGAGAGGCACUGUCACCAACUGUUCUGUCUCAUCCCAUUUUACAGUACCAGGCUGGGUGGCAGGGGUGGCUUCUCUCUGGCUCCUCUGGGCACCAGCAUGACCUUGUCCACUUCCCUGUGUCUCUCUCUCUCACCUCUGGCCUCCCUGGAGCCCCAUUGUUUGCACCAGUUCUAUCUUCACCUCUCGGCCUCUCUGUCUCAUUCCCUCACAUACCAUGUUUCUCCCUCAUUUGGCCACUCAUCAACUUCCGACUCUACCAGGCUCUGGGCCUGGAACUCAUUCUGGCCCUUGGUUUCGCCACCCUGUCUUGGACAAGGGGCUGCCCUUCUCUGAGCCCUGAUUUCCUCAGCUGUCAGAUGGAAAGAAACUGGUCAUUCAUCCAGAGAUCCUUCCUUUGUACUGGCCCUGUGCUAAACAAUGUUGGGGACACAGUAGCGGUGCAGGUAGCCCUGGGCUGUCUUCUUGUGGGGCUUACAGACCAGUCAGUAGUCAGACCUGUCCUCAGACAGUGAUAGCCCCAAGUAAGCGAGGCUUCAGUGGAGGUGCCAGCGGGAUCAAGGAUGCCAUGGAGAAAGCACGGGCACAGUGACGGGGUUAGGGGGAAGCACAUCCCCUGGGAGGGCUUCCCAGAGGAAGGGAGAGUUCCACCAAGACCUAGCUGGGUGGCAUAUGCCUGUAAUCCCAGCAUACUGGGAGGCUGUGGCAGAACUGCAAAGUCAAGGCCAGCCCGGGCAACUUAGUGACUUAGUGAGACCCUGUCUCACAAUUUAAAAUAAAAGCCUGGGAUGUAGCCUCGUGUGAAGCCCGGGGAUUCUAGUCUGGUACUAUAAACAAAUUUAACUAAGGCCUGAAAUGUGAGAUGUGGUCAGCGGAAGCAGUUAUGCCUGAUUUAUUUUUCCUCAGGUGUCUCCAGGGAGUAGCACCCACUUGGAGAGCCCUGGGGUGGGCCUGGGUGGCAGCAUCCUGCUCUGCAGCCUGGCAGGCAGGAAGGGGACGCAGGACCCCAGCCCAGAUCCCGCUGGCUUGGGAAGGCACUGCCUGCUCCUUGUAUGGCUCCAAUGCAAUGACUCUGCCUGUGUCCUGAACUGCGUGUCCUCCCCGGAGCUCAGCCAUGUCCUGCCUGUGUCCCCAGACAGCCACGCUACCUCUCAGGCUCUUUCUAUAAAAGAGUGACCAGAGGGUGGUGAUCACCUUCAAAGCCCGAUUUUGCAGAGCUGGCCUGCCAUGUAAUUAGGUGGCACUGUCUUUGGCCAGGCAUGCUCUGCUACUUUCUAUCUGAGGAAAAUAGUAUUAUUAUGCUCUUUCUCCAGCAAUGACACUGAGGUUUGGGAAGGGCAACCUCUUGGCUUAGUCUCGGAGUGAGGAUGUGAUUGAUUUCAGGUGUAGGCCCCAGCCCUGCCACCUCUUACGAUGGCUCAUCUCCGUGCCGAGGGCCCCUUACUGUGCUCUCUGGCUCUGCAGUGCUGUGAAGGUGACAGAAAGGAGCCAGGAGUUGGAUGUGGUGAUACCCACUUGUAACCCCAGCAUUCUGAGAGCUGAGGCAGGA
Molecule: messenger RNA, 2593 nt
Organism: Octodon degus (degu)
Lineage: Eukaryota; Metazoa; Chordata; Mammalia; Rodentia; Octodontidae
Gene: Kcnk6
Product: potassium two pore domain channel subfamily K member 6
Exons: 4
Coding region: 34-975 (313 amino acids)
Biological process (GO): stabilization of membrane potential; potassium ion transmembrane transport
Cellular component (GO): membrane
Molecular function (GO): potassium ion leak channel activity
Source: RefSeq, a predicted model, not a curated record